Messenger RNA from Pteronotus mesoamericanus, 1324 nucleotides. RefSeq names its product mitochondrial ribosomal protein S31 (gene MRPS31). NCBI's taxonomy places the organism in Eukaryota, Metazoa, Chordata, Mammalia, Chiroptera, Mormoopidae. The coding region runs from base 97 to 1254 and encodes 385 amino acids. Gene Ontology annotation, cellular component: mitochondrial small ribosomal subunit. The transcript is spliced from 7 exons. Gene Ontology annotation, molecular function: structural constituent of ribosome. The record is from RefSeq and is a predicted model, not a curated record.
CGGAGGGGGAGGAACGCGUCCGCCGAGGCACGGAAGAGAGGCGGGGGACGUGUUUGAGGGGUGACACGCUAGUCCCGUUCGCCCUGUUUCUAGGCAAUGUUUCCCAGAGUGUCCGCGGUCCUGCCGCUUCGCCCCCUCCCCCGCCUCCCUUUGUGCCCCGGAGGCCCAGAGGCGUCGGCGGCUGCGACUGCGCUCCUCAGUGCCCCGCACGGACCGGUCAGGACAAAAAAUAACAUCCAAAGAUAUUUUGGCACUCACAACGUGAUCUAUAGCAAGAAAGAUGGGCAGUCCAUUCCAACCCAGGAGAUUUCCAAGGAGACAGAGAGCCAAGACAAUAGCAAGGAGAAUACGAAAAAAGACUUGUUAAACAUCAUUAAGGGCAUGAAAGUUGAGUUAAGUGCUGUAAAUGUACAGACCACAAAGCCCCCCGGCAGAAGACUACCUAAACGUCUGGAGGCUACAGUCGGCAGACCUCAGAAAGCUGCGGAAGAUGACCCAAAGAAGAGGAGUGAGUCACUGAGCCCUGAGUUGGUGGCUGCUGCCUCUGCCGUUGCAGAGUCCUUCCCUUCUGACAAGCAGGCGACCAAGUCUGAGCUGCUGCGGCAGCUCCGGCAGCACGAGGCGCUCUCGCGGGCCCAGGGAGACGGAGAGAGACCCAGAGUCAGUUUUAGUAACAUAAUAUCGGAUAUGAAAGUUGCCAGAUCUUCCACAGUCAGAGUCAGUACAAGACCAGUUCAUCAGAUUCAGUUUGAUGAAGGUUCUGACAGUUUUGCUGACCGGGAGAAGACCGUUGAUCUUAGCAAAAGGAGAAAUAUAUUCAAGGGGAAGAGACUUAAUAUUUUCGAUCUUACGGAGGCUACUCAAGAGGUACCUGAAACAGAAGCAGCACCCUCACUCUGGGAUGUGGAAUUUGCUAAGCAGUUGGCGGCAGUCAAUGAACAGCCCUUUCGGAAUGGCUUUGAGGAGAUGAUCCAGUGGACGAAAGAGGGGAAACUGUGGGCGUUCCCCAUUGACAACGAAGCGGGUUUUGAUGAUGAUGGUUCAGAAUUUCAUGAACAUAUAUUUCUAGAUAAAUACCUGGAAGAUUUUCCAAAACAAGGACCAAUUCGCCACUUCAUGGAGCUGGUGACCUGUGGGCUUUCCAAAAACCCACAUCUGAGUGUUAAACAGAAAGUGGAACAUAUUGAGUGGUUUAAAAAUUAUUUUAAUGAAAAAAAGGAUAUUCUAAAAGAAAGUGACAUACAGUUCAAUUGAAGACCAUGGAAAUUUUUAUUUCAAGCUGUUGGAGAUGUUAACUAAAUAAAAUACUUUUACUAGAAGUUUA